Menidia menidia (Atlantic silverside) is the source of this 1990-nucleotide messenger RNA. The record is from the annotation of a GenBank genome assembly. NCBI's taxonomy places the organism in Eukaryota, Metazoa, Chordata, Actinopteri, Atheriniformes, Atherinopsidae.
UUGUCCUGUCAUCUAUCCUCAUCCGUUUUCUCGCCUGUUCUCGUCUGUCCAGAUGCUCCCCGUGUCCAGCGUCUGGCGGCUGGGUGCAGCUGGACUCUCAGGACGGCCGGCCUGGAUGCUGGCCAGCCGGUGUCCCUCCCGUCGUACGCCCUGGACGCUCUGGCUGAUCAGGUGUGUAAGGACCUGGGCUGUGGGGGGGUCUACAGGGUGGACAGGACCCCCCCGACGCCCGGCGCCGCCUGCCUCCGGCACUGCACGCUCAGAGGACGCCACCUGAUCAACUGCACCCGGGACGCCGCCGGCCACUGCCCCGCGCUGGACCAGGUGGUCUGUGGUGACCAGCAGGUGCGUCUGGCCGGCGGCCCGGACCGCUGCGCCGGGCGGGUGGAGGUGUGGCGAGGCGGGCAGUGGGGCACGGUGUGCGACGACCAGUGGGACCUGAGGGACGGCGGGGUGGCGUGCGGCCAGCUGGGCUGCGGCUUCGCCCUCAGCGUGACGGGGCAGGGCGGGGCCUUCCCCCCCGGCAGGGGGCCCGUCCACCUGGAUGAGCUGGGCUGCUCCGGCCGGGAGCCCAACCUGUGGGCCUGCCCGGCCGCCCGCAACCAGUCCGACUGCGGGCACAAGGAGGACGCCGGCGUGGUGUGCUCAGAGAUGAGGGCCAUCCGGCUGACUGGGGGCCUGGAUCGCUGCUCUGGGAAAGUGGAGAUCCAUCGUAACGGCAGCUGGGGGGAGCUGUGCGACAACUGCUGGGACGAAGACAUGGCCUCCAUGGUCUGCUCCCUGCUAAACUGUGGGGAAACGCCCCAGAAAUACACUGCCUUUUUGCCUCCUUUCAGCCGCAACGAGGAGACACCGUUUUACUAUUAUUCAUGUGGAAAGGACCAGAGUCUCUGGCAGUGUGAGGAGCAUAUCAAUCACCCUUAUUAUUGCAUUAGCUCCAAACCCUCUGGUGUCAUCUGCAACGAAGCGUGGACCCGGCUGGGGCCGGCUGCUGGUGCUGGGCCCAGCUUCCCGUCCCUGGAGCUCCUGAGCUGCAUGGUCCUGUCCGUGGUGCUCCUCGUCUUCCUCAUCAUCAACACUGUGCUCUGCUGCCUCUACCGAAGAAGAAACGCUUUUUUACUGCAGCAGACGCGCACCAACCAGAGCCGGCCUUCCACUGGACGUCCCCAGAACGACCACAAAGAGGCCGUCAACCUGGUCAAAGUCACAGCCCACCCCCAGCACGCGGAUGAUUCUCAGCGGCACAAAACGGAGGUUUUGCCUUUGAAGCCUUCAGGUCUCUACAGUCUCUGUGAAGAAAGCCCAAAUCGUCCAAACGAAGCCUUCAAAAACCUAAAUGGAGUCCCAGAACCCACCUACAGCAGAGUGUCAAAGAUUUCAGAGGACUCGUUCGACUCCUCCAGCACCUCCUCCGGCGAAAGCUACGAAAACUUAAAUGCAAACUAUGUGAACUUCACUCCAGAUGCUGGAGCGGAGCUGGGAGCCUUCAGCUACCCGCCCCCCCCGGAGGCCCUGCUCCCCGCCGGAGCCCCGGACGGUUCAGAUGACGACUACUCCCCCGUGAGCCCCGACUGAAAACCCACCAGGACGCCGUCCAGGACGCCGUCCAGGACGCCGUCCAGGAGCCGGGAACGCUCGCACCCGGGUUCAGAUGCAGGCGUCCACAGCGGCUCCGAAACCACCGAAAAAAAGGCUGUUUAGGCAAGUUUUUUCAGUCACAAACUCAGAAAAAUCCAUGUGUGUCAGAAUUUUUUUUGCGAGUUGAGUAAAGCUGAGCUGAGCUACAGUCCCCUUUAAAGCAUGUGUGUGUCAUACAGGAAGCAAACUCAGGAAAUCAAACUAUUAUUGCGAAUGUGAAAGAAAAUGUGAUUGUGUAGAAAUAAAGAAUAAAGAAUGUUUUAAGGAAAGCUUUGCUUGACUUGUUGAAACUCUGUUCUGUUACACUAUGAGGAAAAUGAAUGUUUUGUCUUGUUAUAAAAGUGUUUCGAAU